Pungitius pungitius (ninespine stickleback) is the source of this 1830-nucleotide messenger RNA. Its product is annotated as V-type proton ATPase subunit C 1-B. NCBI's taxonomy places the organism in Eukaryota, Metazoa, Chordata, Actinopteri, Perciformes, Gasterosteidae. Gene Ontology annotation, cellular component: vacuolar proton-transporting V-type ATPase, V1 domain; lysosomal membrane. Gene Ontology annotation, biological process: proton transmembrane transport. Gene Ontology annotation, molecular function: proton-transporting ATPase activity, rotational mechanism. The record is from RefSeq and is a predicted model, not a curated record.
AUGUUGCCCCUUCAUUUGGUGCCAAACACCGGCUCAUGUGGGGAAGACUUUAACUGGAAUAUCUCUUUGGAAGUGGUUGGAGACAUGACAGAUUUAUGGUUGGUUUCUGUCCCUCUGGACAAGACCAGUUUAACCAAUAUGGACAAACUCAAGCGCAUCCUUGCCAAAAACCACCGGGCCUCAUGCUUCAGGUUCUGUAUUCCAGAUCUCAAGGUGGGAAUACUGGACAGCCUGUUCAGCGUGUCAGAUGAUCUCUCCAAGCUCGACACACUGACGGAAAGUGUGAUUAAGAAAACCCAUCAGUGUAUGAAGGAGGUGAUGGAGCACACUGCUGACAAAGUGCAGGAAAACACCCUAGCCAAUGGAGUGGACCUGAUGAGCUACAUGACAGGGUUUCAGUGGGACAAAGCCAAGUAUCCCACAGCUUUGCCUCUGUGCAGCCUGGCAGAAAUCAUCAACAAGGACGUGUCCCAGAUGGAGGAGGAGUUAAAAUCCCGUGCAGCGGCGUACAGUAUUGUUAAAAUGACCGUGGAGCACGGACUGAAGGAGAAUUUGCAAACUUGCCGUCUGAAUGACAUAGUAAAGAGGGAAGAUCUGGUGGUCUCAGAGUACCUCACCACUCUACUGGUCGUGGUGAGCAGAACGAGAUACCUGCAGUGGGAGAGGACCUAUGAGUCUUUUUCAGAGUUUGUGGUUCCACGGUCCAGCAGGAAGCUUCACCAGGACGGAGAAGGAGGCAUUUUUUCCGUCAUACUGUUCAAAAGAGCCGUGUGUGAAUUCAAAGUCAAAGCCCAGGAGAGCAACUUCAACGUGCGCGAGUACAGCUUUGAUCUGGAGGCGAAGAAGCAGCAGGAGACGAUGCAGCGUACUGUCCACAAGAAGGAACAAUACGGAAUCUUUGUUCACUGGCUGAAAGUGAAUUUGAGUGGGGUGUUUAUUGCAUGGAUUCACGUGAAAGCACUGAGGGUGUUUGUGGAAUCAGUCCUCAGGUAUGGAAUACCGGUGAGCUAUCAGGCUCUUGUGCUGCGCACAGACAGCAAGCGUUCAAAAAAGCUGAAAGAAGAACUCGCCGCACUGUUUAUACACCUGGAGCCCACUGCCCCCACCAGCAAGGCACAUCAGGCAAGCUGUGACAUGCCAGAACUCUGUCAGCAUGAAUACUUCUCCUACAUCUGCUACCAUAUCAACAUCAAUCUGCUGGAGAUCAGCUAGCAGUCCUCAAAGAGACAACACAAUGACCAAAGAAUGAGGGCUCUGUGAUGCAGUUGGAGCCAGCAGCAGAAAGACAUCAAACACAUCCAAUGAGCAUCCCUGAUAUCUUGGUGUCAUGAGCCAGAAACAACUAUGGAGCUUCCCUGCACACAAUCUGUGUCUGAUAAGCAGUGGAUGGAUUUGCGUCCUGUUCACCGCAUUAUCAAUUGAACCUGGGCGGCACUUUGCAAUCGUGGAACCGUUUAAACACUCGAGAACAUGGACAAAAGUUAAUGUCAGCGUAGCGGCUUUAAGCAUUCAAGACGAGCACAUCUUCAUACCCUAAAAGCUGUGUGAUUUACGUCUUCAGGCAUGGUUCAACAUUAUUCAACACAACAGACUUGUACAUAUAUUAGUAGUAGUCAGGAUGCUUUUAAAUGUAAUGCUCUAAGCACAACUGAGGUAUUUUACUUAAGUAAAAUUAACAAUAUUACAUGCAGAUGCAAAAUCCCAAAUUCCAAGUGACAGUACUAAAUUAAAUGAGACUCAGUUUGGGGUAAUAGAAUACAAUAAAACUAUUAACAAAAAUAACUUUUGACCUUGAAUGACUGCAGUCAUUUUUGUUAUUAGAUUAUAACU